GCCCUUUCACUGUUCGAUAGAUACUUACCGUCUUUAACAAUGUCACUUCUACGAAUUAUACUUGUUAUAUUGAACUUAGUUUGCAUAGCUAUUGUGCUUUAUUUAUUAUCCAACUAUUUAAUGUCAGACGACAAUAAACAAUCGGAAAGUUUGACUAUCGUUAAGCUUAAACCUGGUCAACUAUACCCACCGACAGAAGGGGAAGUGUGGCCAAAGCCGCAGCAACAGAUAACAGAACAGACUUAUUUUAAACUAUCGCCUUCAGUUUUUAAAUUUACGGAAAAGGGGGAAACAUGUGAAAUAUUAAAGAAUGCUAUAGAAAGAUACGCCACAGUGCUUAGAAGGUUACACAAUAUAGUGUGGAUAAAUUUGAAGAAAACAUGGAAGCAUGCAGAACCUCGACAAGUGGAUACAAAUCCCGACUUCAAAGGUACGCUGGAAGAACUGCAGAUAAACCUCAGAAGACCAUGCGAGGACUAUCCACACAUGGAUAUGGAUGAAAACUAUAGCCUCAACGUUUCUGCAGUAUCAUCGCUGACCAGUGACUCCAUAUGGGGCAUACUGAGGGGCAUGGAAACUUUCGCACAGUUGUUCUAUUUGUGUAAGGGGUAUAAAGAUGUUCUUAUCAACUCGACACAAAUCGUGGACUUCCCGAGAUACACGUAUCGAGGGCUGCUGAUCGAUACAUCGAGGCAUUACCUCAGUGUCGCCAACAUACUCAAGACCUUGGACGCUAUGGAAAUGAACAAGAUGAAUGUUCUGCACUGGCACAUUGUGGACGAUCAGAGCUUUCCUUACCAGAGCGAGAAAUUCCCGAAACUAAGUGAACAAGGUGCAUAUGAUUCCUCGAUGAUCUAUACGAAGGCCAACAUCAACAAGAUAGUCAAAUACGCCAGAGACAGGGGGAUCCGAAUACUGCCAGAAUUCGACGUACCAGGACACACGAAGUCGUGGGGCUCGGCAUACCCUGGAAUUCUCACAGAAUGCUAUAAGUCCGGCAAAGUAGUAGGCUUGGGGCCCAUGGACCCAACCAAGAACAUCACGUACAAACUAAUAGGCGAGCUGUUCCAUGAAGUGCAGGAGCUGUUCCCCGACAAAUACUUCCAUCUUGGAGGUGAUGAAGUCGCUUUGAACUGCUGGACAUCAAACCCAGAGAUACAGAAAUUCAUGGACAACCAUAAGCUGACUAACAACAGUGAACUGCACGCGUACUUCAUGACUAAGGUCCUUCCUUUGUUGGACCAAAAGUCUAAGCCUAUAGUCUGGCAGGAGGUCUUUUUCAACAAUGUGACGUUACCCAGUGAUGCCAUCGUACAGGUGUGGCAUCCGAGUGGACCGAAAGAUAUGAUUGCAAUCCUGUCCAAACGUCACAAAGUCAUUUACUCCUCGUCCUGGUACCUAGACCAACUCCAUAAUGGCGGAGAUUGGGUCUAUUUCUACGUUUUUGAUCCUCGGCGCAUUUUAGAUUCCAAAUUAUAUAAACUAGAAGACAUUGUUGGCGGCGAAGCUUGUAUGUGGGGCGAACUAGUCGAUGACACCAACUUCAUUGCUAGGGUGUGGCCUCGUGCUAGCGCUGCAGCAGAAGUUCUGUGGUCCGCUUUAGAUCCUCAAUACACCAUAUCUAAUGGAAGUCAGAUCGCCAGCCGUCUAGAGGAACAUGUUUGUCGAAUGAACCGUCGCGGGGUCCGCGCCCAACCAGCCAACGGCCCAAGCGCUUGCGUCGGAAGAAAUAUCUGGCUGACCAGCAGCUUUGGAAGCAUCAACUUUGAAAGCAGCAGCUUUGGAAGCAGCAGCUUUGAAACCAGCAGCUUUGAAGUGCAAAAUCAAUUCGAUGUAACUUCUAAAGAACCACCACCUCGAAUACCGAAUUUCAAACUGAUAGCUGGACACAUCUAGCUACCACAUGAACCGAUACGACCACGCGAUGAGGAUUCCGUGUCAGAUAUUUUAUUAAAAUUUUUUCUUGUUUA
Spodoptera frugiperda (fall armyworm) is the source of this 1970-nucleotide messenger RNA. RefSeq names its product beta-hexosaminidase subunit beta. The record is from RefSeq and is a predicted model, not a curated record. Gene Ontology annotation, biological process: ganglioside catabolic process; carbohydrate metabolic process; glycosaminoglycan metabolic process. The transcript has 11 exons. Gene Ontology annotation, cellular component: membrane. Lineage: Eukaryota; Metazoa; Arthropoda; Insecta; Lepidoptera; Noctuidae. Gene Ontology annotation, molecular function: beta-N-acetylhexosaminidase activity. Bases 40 to 1896 code for a protein of 618 amino acids.